Apaloderma vittatum (bar-tailed trogon) is the source of this 675-nucleotide messenger RNA. Its product is annotated as acyl-coenzyme A thioesterase 8-like. Gene Ontology annotation, molecular function: fatty acyl-CoA hydrolase activity. Gene Ontology annotation, biological process: fatty acid catabolic process; acyl-CoA metabolic process. The record is from RefSeq and is a predicted model, not a curated record. Gene Ontology annotation, cellular component: peroxisomal matrix. NCBI's taxonomy places the organism in Eukaryota, Metazoa, Chordata, Aves, Trogoniformes, Trogonidae.
CCAGCCAGGGUCAAACCAUGACACGGGCAGAUCGUGGGGCAGGCGCACGCCAGGAGCCGCGCCGAGCAGGUGCACUUGCUGCACUGCUACUUCGUGCGCUCAGGGAACCCCAAGGUGCCGGUGCUGUACAAGGUGGAGUGCACCCGCUUGGGGAAGAGCUUCUCCGUCCGCUCCGUGAAGGCCAUCCAGCACGGGCAGCCAAUCUUCACCUGCCAGGCCUCCUUCCAGUGCUCCCAGGAGAGCCUAGUGCACCACCAGUUCACCAUGCCCACUGUGCUGCCCCGCAAGGAGCUGCUCACACAAGAGGAACGCAUCCAGAAGUUUCUGCAGAAUCCUAACUUGACAGAAAAUCUCAACAAGAUUCAAGCUGAAGUUGUGCCGAUUGAUAUCAAACGCAUGAACCCGCCAGAUGUUUUCUCCCUGGAGCCACAGGAGCUGAAGCAGCUCUUCUGCGUGCGAGCGCGAGGCUACAUAGGAGAGGCCAACAUGAAGGUCCACUGCUGUGUGGACGCCUAAAUCUCUGACUACGCCUUCCUGGGCACAGCCCUACAGCAGUACCACAUCAAGUUCAUGGUGUUCCUCGACCAUUCCAUGUGGUUCCACGCAUCCUUCCGAGCAGACCACUGGAUGCUGUACGAAUGCGAGAGCCCCUGGACCAGCGGGUGCUGGGCACUG